AUGGAUCCAGUCCUAACACCAGAAAUGAUACAUAUCGGACCUCGCCAUUAUAGGAAAAAUGCAUCAAAGCAAUGUUUUGUUCAGUCCUUUCCUACGUCCAUUAGUCAAAUCGAAGAGGUUCCAGAUGUUGAAGAAGUAGAUAUAGAUGAAAAUGAUCCAGAAACUAUGGAAAUAAACAGGAAAAUUAUGGCAGUUGAUAAUGGGUAUACUGCUUCAUUUAAGGUUCCACCGUUAUUUCACAAGUUCAUUGUUGGUGUUCAACACUCAAAAAAAAAACUGUUAGAAGACGAAUUUCGUUGUUACAUUGAUAUCCCGAAUUCUGGUUCUAGUUCUUCAAUGGUCUCUGUUACUGCGACGUCAAGAUUUAACGUUUUAAAUGCAUGUCGUCGUAUUCUCUGGAUAGUGACUGAUGCACGUAAUCGGUGUCAACCAACUCAUUUCAUUUGUUUACCAGUUACUUGUCCAACUGUUAAAGAUAAUUUUCAGACAUUCAAACAGUCUGUUUUACAAGCUGCUAGUGAAUGUCCUCAUGAUUUUAUGGGCGUGGAUAGUUCUAUCUUUCAUUCAAUGUCUACGUUACACUUCACUUUGGUAACUCUUGUGUUGGCUGAUGAAUCCGAAGUUGAAAAAGCAUGUGAAAUAUUAACGACUUUCUACAAAUCUCAAAGAGGUAUUCAGUUGUUUGCAUCUGGUCCUCUCCAACUAACUAUUAAAGACCUUGAAUAUAUGAAUGACGACCCUACUUCUGUACAUGUACUUUAUGCAAAGCUGAUGGAAUCAUCAGAUUCACAAAGACUACAAACAAUUGCUAAUGAACUAUUGAAUCUACUUACUGAACAAAAUCUAACCAGCACUGGGUCAUAUCGUCCGGAUAAUAAUGUAAAAUUACAUAUGACUUUACUUAAUUCUAAGUAUCGUCAGGAAAAAAGCAAUCGUGACGCUUCAUUUCAAGGUUUCUCACCUAAUACUCGUACAUCGUUCAGCAUAACCGGGAUUUUAAAAAUUGCAGGAAAUUUUUACUUUACUGAAAAUCAGUCUUUUCAUCAAAUUUGUUUGUGUGAUCGUUUGUCAUUUGAUUCUUCAACCCAGUUUUAUAAAUGCUGUUGUAAGCUAGAGUUCACUACUGAUGGUAUCCAUUGUUCUCACAAGAAUAAAAUGUGA
This is a messenger RNA of Schistosoma guineensis, 1161 nucleotides long. The record is from the annotation of a GenBank genome assembly. Lineage: Eukaryota; Metazoa; Platyhelminthes; Trematoda; Strigeidida; Schistosomatidae.